AUGGCUUCUGCGGCAGCAGCAACAACAGAGAAGGGGUCUCCAGUUGUGGUGGGUCUGCUGGUCGUGGGAAACAUCAUUAUUCUGCUGUCAGGCCUGGCCCUAUUUGCUGAAACGGUAUGGGUGACCGCCGACCAGUACCGCGUGUACCCACUGAUGGGCGUCUCGGGCAAGGAUGACGUCUUCGCCGGUGCCUGGAUCGCCAUCUUCUGCGGCUUCUCCUUCUUCGUGGUGGCCAGCUUUGGUGUGGGCGCAGUACUGUGCCGCCACCAGUCCAUGAUGCUCACGUACCUGGUGCUCAUGCUCACCGUCUACAUCUUUGAGUGCGCCUCCUGCAUCACGUCCUACACCCACCGAGACUACAUGGUGUCCAGCCCAUCCCUGAUCACCAAGCAGAUGCUGACUUUCUACGGCGCAGACUCGGACCAGGGCCGGGAACUCACCCGCCUCUGGGAUCGCAUCAUGAUUGAGCAAGAGUGCUGUGGCACGUCAGGUCCCAUGGAUUGGGUGAACUUCACAUCAGCCUUCCGGGCCACCACCCCAGAGGUGGUGUUCCCCUGGCCCCCGCUGUGCUGUCGACGGACUGGCAACUUCAUCCCCGUCAGUGAAGAAGGCUGCCGCCUGGGCCACUUGGACUACCUGUUCACCAAGGGCUGCUUCGAACACAUUGGCCACGCCAUCGACAGCUACACGUGGGGCAUCUCAUGGUUUGGGUUCGCCAUCCUGAUGUGGACGCUUCCUGUGAUGCUGAUGGCCAUGCGUUUCUACAGCACGUUGUGA
Messenger RNA from Mesoplodon densirostris (Blainville's beaked whale), 777 nucleotides. It is a transcript of the gene UPK1A, whose product is annotated as uroplakin 1A. The record is from RefSeq and is a predicted model, not a curated record. NCBI's taxonomy places the organism in Eukaryota, Metazoa, Chordata, Mammalia, Artiodactyla, Ziphiidae. The transcript is spliced from 7 exons. Gene Ontology annotation, cellular component: membrane. The coding region runs from base 1 to 777 and encodes 258 amino acids.